AUGGAAGAAAUUAUUGAUAAACUCCCAACCGAAAGUGUGAUUAUAGUCAAAGAUACAAAUAAUAAACAGGCUACUAAAACUGAAGUAAUGAAAGGAAAUCCCUUUAUUAUACCUCAACACAUGCGCUUGUUCAGUAACACAUCUAAAAUUAAAAAGGAACCGAAAGAACCAUUUAUAAUGGAUGAAGCAAAAACGGUUUGCGAUAUUGACGAAACCUUUUUCAAUAUCAUUGAAGGACGCCCUUUAAGACAAUUCUCAGAUAUAAAAGUUUAUAUGACGAAUAUAAGGGAUAUUACUUUAUUUAAAGCUAAUGCUGCUUACCUUAAAGACCAAAUGAUUCAAAUCGACACAGCCAAAUCUGAUGAAUUAGAAGAAUAUGAAAAUAUUGAACGGAUGUACAAUAGUAUUAAAUCUAGUUUUGUUAAUUUUGCAAAGGAAAGCUUUGACAGUGCUAAGCGUCGUGAAAAACUCUGUAAAGAAAGAGAAUAUUUGGUAGACAUGAUAAUAGAGAAAUUAAAUGAAUUGAGCUUUACCUAUAAUAAAUUGAGAAACGAGGUAGAUUCCUUAGAAGCCGUUUUUGAAAUACUGUCGAAGUACGGUGAAUUCCUUUAUCACAUGUCUCCAGCUUCUUGGAAGAACGUAAACACUAAUAUUUUUUUAAAGAAGCAAACUGGAGUUCUUCGGGCGUUAUUUUCUGAUAUAUAUACUCCAUCCACGCCAACAGAGCCCAAAUUUAACGACUUUAUCACAAUGUGCAACAAUAAUCAACCGAAACUAUAUUUUAAAAGACCAGCUCAACUUAUACACAUAUUUGAAGAGCUGAGUAAACAGUGCCUAAAUUACAUGCAAGUGGAUGUUGUUACCACCAACAUUAAAAGUACUGUUUUAAGGAGAAGAGAUUUCUUACGAGCAAUUAUUGAAAAUGAAGCGGAUGAAGUCACAGGUAUUAUAAGUUAUUAUGAAAAACAGGUACAGUUCUUGGAGUUUAAAGAAACCGAAUAUAAAACUAAAUUCUAUCGUUUACUGUCAACUCAGUUUCAUGAUCUGUAUGCUUCGUAUGAUGCAACGAAAAUAUUCACUUGCUUACAAUACGUACACACGCAAGUACUGAGAACUCAAGAAGACCCUAAAGAUAGCAUCACAACGUUAGCUCAUAAUUUAGAGAAUCUUUAUAUAGAAAUUAUGUCACAAUUCGAUGCUUUAGAUCAGAAAGUUGUGAAAAGCGCAACACGGGAACUCUUCGCUGAAGAUAGAAAAAUGAUGAAACGAGCUCUGUUUGCGCAGAGGACGUUAAAAGAGUGCGAUAUUUUGACGAAGUCACUAUACUCCAGUUUUGAAUCAUCUAGACGUCAGCGGCAAUAA
This is a messenger RNA of Leptosia nina, 1362 nucleotides long. Lineage: Eukaryota; Metazoa; Arthropoda; Insecta; Lepidoptera; Pieridae. The record is from the annotation of a GenBank genome assembly.